AACUACGGAGGUUACAUAACCAUGAAGUGCGACCAUCAAAUAUAGAAAUGAGGAAACUCCGAAGUUCAAUUGGACAUCAAUGUGUUCAACAAAUUGCUCGGCCAUACUCAGCACGAUCUUUAUACGUGGAAGCAAUUGUUAGCCAUCCUGAAGGAGCUGAAAAUUAUACAUUUUUGCAAGCAGCUGAAAGGAUGCGGCAAAUACGAAGAUCAGUGUUCCCUCCAACACCGAAGAAUCUGCAACAUUUUAAUAAUUUAUUACAAAUGGAUAAUAAUAAACAUUUCACUAUGUCGUUUCAAAAACAGCCAAGUUUAUUUUAUCAAGGUCCACUCAUAGUUAAUGGUUUAUUUGUCGGUGUACUAUUCUGUAACAAACAUCAUAUCGAGUCAAUUCAAAACGAAUUACAUAAUGUUACAAUAUCUGGGUGUGAUGGAACUUUUAAGACGGUUCCCAAAACAUUGGAUAACGACUGCUAUCAAUUGUUCACCUUUCAAGUGAUUCAUAGAAAUGCUAGUUUUCCAAUGGUAUAUGCUAUACUUACAGGUAAAACUGAGGAAAUAUAUGUAGGGUUAUUUAAAUAUGUCCGUAAUGUUUUACCACUACAGUACGAUAAAUUGACUAUAAUCACGGAUUUUGAACUUGGACUAAUUAAUGCAAUCCGCUUAGUAUUUCCAGAAAGUAGUCAUCAAGGAUGUUAUUUCCAUUAUUGUCAAUCAAUUGUACGGCACCUAAGAAGUAAAGAAUCAGGAAUGUACAAUUUGGUAAAAGCCAAUCCUAUUGCUGCCAGAAUUUUUAGAAUGGUACUUGCUCUGCCGUAUUUACCACCUAAUUCAAAUAAUAAUAGGAUUCCCAGCAUGUUAGAUGGCUUCAAUUCUAUUAUCAUGUAUAUUGUACAACAUACUGAGAUAGCUGAGUAUUUCCAUGAUUUUAUGUACCAGUAUGUAUUUGGAUAUUGGUUUGUAAGAAUGCGACCAGAAGCCUUCACUAUAUUUGACAAGGAUAUUAGAACCAAUAACUAUCUGGAGAGCUAUCACGCAGCUCUUUUACGGUUUAUUAAACCUCACCCCAAAAUAUGGGAGUUCAUGGGCCAGAUAAGAUUUCUAGAAAACCAAUACAACUUGGAAUUCAAACAAGUCUCUCAAAACUUGAAUAUCCGUUCUUGUAAUUCUUCAAGAGGUAGAAUUAGGAAUACUAGUGAAAUUAAACGGUUCAUGCAAGACUUGAUAGAGGAUGAUGCUCCUGAUCGCAUUUUAACAUUUUUAAGAAGGGCAGGUCAUCAGGUUAAUGGUUACAUAGCCCAACAAAUUGGCCCAUAUCCUGAUGAACAAGAAUUGCUACUCCAUGAAGCUAACAAUUCACAAAUUAUAAUUAUAAAUUGAUAUAAAUUUUUAUUUUAUUAACUUUUUUUAAACCUAAUUAACGAGUCAUACUAUUAUUAAUUGACAUGAAUUAUUAUUAUACUAACUUUUUUUAAACUUAAUUAAUGUGACAAAUUUUAAAAUUAUUCUACCAAACGUAAACCGUGAUUUUUAUAUA
Messenger RNA from Aphis gossypii (cotton aphid), 1536 nucleotides. RefSeq lists its product as uncharacterized. Gene Ontology annotation, biological process: DNA transposition. The coding region runs from base 48 to 1379 and encodes 443 amino acids. Gene Ontology annotation, molecular function: transposase activity; DNA binding. The transcript has 10 exons. The record is from RefSeq and is a predicted model, not a curated record. NCBI's taxonomy places the organism in Eukaryota, Metazoa, Arthropoda, Insecta, Hemiptera, Aphididae.